UUAUUUGUCCAGAUGAUAGUCGUCCCGUUCGAAGAAUUUAUUUCGAAUCAAUGCAGCAGAAUUCACAAGUUGAAGAAAUUUUGCAAGCGUCGAUCCGGGAGCUACUUCUGACGUCACUACCUAAUCUAAUGGGAGGCUGCAAACAAGGCAACUUCAAAAUUCCUUUCGUGCCUUAAGUCUUAUUAUAAAAUUAUAAAUGUUAGGAUAAUAUUUCAAAUAUUGCUUGAUACUCUUGUUUUACUGCUUUUGAUCAAUUCAUCGAUUGUCUGCGCCAUUGCUUGAGUAACAAACUGUAAGAUGCUUCAUGAAACGAUAUCAGCCUGUGUAUUCUCUUAAUAUCUUCUUCUUAACAUUAGGUUUUAUCUGCCUUGAAAUUUUGGCCCAUUUGUCAUUUUGACAAAUCAGGAGAGCAGAUUAUCAACUUACAUUAAAAAAAAAAAGCCUUAUGUAAUAUCAUCUGAUUUAAUUCCUUUGCUUUUGAAAUAAGGAUUUCCAAAUUGUCAGGAUCAUUUAACCAGAAACACUGAAAGUUUAUUCCAAUAAGCACCAACAGAAAAUUUUAUGCAGAACAAAUGAACUUGCUGUAACUCAUUAGUGCUAAAGGUAAUGAUGCCAUAAUUGUCAGAUUGUUAAGGAAAAGUUAGAACAAGAUUUUCUUUCGUAUUCAUGGCAAUAUAAUGGAAAUUGCAGUUGAUGUGAUAAUUGUAUUAUAAAUAGUUGCCAAUAAUUGUAACCUUAAUUGCAAUUAAUAAUGUAACAUUUUAAUAUAUUGUACUUGCUAUGUUAAUGCUGUUAUGUAUUAGAAUUUCCAUUUAGCUUCAUAGAUAUUCUUUUAAUCUCUCUGUAAUGAAUUUCAAUAGCAAAUUAUAAAGGUAGUUCUAAAUUUUUCUGCUUACUUGCAUAUCUCCCACAUUUCCUAACUAAGUUUUGUAACUUUUCCCCUUAAACAAUGGCUGUUGUACCAGCUUUAAAUAUUGCUGCACAGCCUCCCCAUUUAUCUGAGCAGUGCAGGAUUUACUUUAUGGGUAUGAAGGCUCACCAACUGUAUUCACAAAACAAUGCACAAGCUAUUUUUUCUUGUAAUUAUUGUAAUAAGACAUUUCCCCAUCAAGAUAUGUUGAAGGAACACAUAAAAUUCCACAAUGAAAGUCCGCAUGUUUGCAGUCACUGCAAUAAAGGAUUUAAUCGAAAAGAUAAGUUGAAUGCACACAUUUUAAUACAUACUGGCGAACGCCCUCAUUCCUGCACACAGUGUCCUAAAACUUUUGCUCGUAAAGAUAAAUUAAGUGCUCAUAUGUGCACACAUACAGGAGAGCAUCCUUUCACAUGUCAGCAUUGCGGUAAAGGAUUUGCUUGGAAGGACAAGCUUAUCAAACAUAUAAGAGUGCAUACUGGAGAAAAGCCUUAUGCCUGUAGCUAUUGUGGCAAGGCUUUUGCUCAAAAUGAUAAACUUGUCACCCAUUUAAGAAUCCAUACCGGGGAAAGACCAUUUGUUUGUAAGCAUUGUGGGAAAGGAUUUGCCCGGAAUGAUAAAUUGACCACCCAUAUUCGGUUGCACACAGGUGAAAGACCUUUUGUUUGUCAGACAUGUGGAAAAGGAUUUAUCCAAAAAGAUAAACUAACUACUCACAUGUUUACCCAUACAGGUAAUUAUCCUUAUACUUGUGUCCACUGUCACAAAGGGUUUGUUUGGAAAGAUAAAUUAAUUAACCAUGUCCGUACUCAUACAGGUGAAAAACCUUUUAUUUGCAAGGAAUGUGGUAAAGGUUUUGCCCAAAAUGAUAAAUUAGUAACUCACACUCGAAUUCAUACUGGUGAACGUCCUUUCAAAUGUAAAUAUUGUGGCAAAGGUUUUGCCCAAAAAGAUAAACUAACUGUACACACUCGUAUCCAUACCGGAGAACGACCUUAUGUUUGCAAAAUGUGUGGAAAGGGCUUUACACAAAAAGAUAAACUAACUACACAUAUUCGAAUUCAUACUGGUGAGUGCCCGUUUGUAUGCCAGCAUUGUGGAAAAGCUUUUCCUAAAAAGGAUAAGUUGACUGUUCACACAAGAUCUCAUACUGGGGAACGACCUUAUGUGUGUAAACACUGUGGAAAAGCUUUUGCUCGAAAUGAUAAGUUGACAGCUCAUGUUCGCACACACACAGGUGAAAGACCCUAUCCUUGUAUUCAAUGUGGCAAAGCUUUUGCUACUAAGGGCAAACUUAAUGUGCACCUUAAAACCCAUGCUGGUAAACUACCUUUUAAAUGUACGCACUGUGGCCUUGCUUUUGAUUCUAAAGAUAAACUAAAUUCUCACAUUGUAAUUCAUGAUGUUAAGUAUCCUUUUAUUUGUAAUCACUGUGGCGCUGGGUUUCCUUGCAAAGAUAAAUUAAGUACCCACUUGUUAAUUCAUAUUACUGAGAGCACUCAUGCUGCUCUGAUUGUACAUUCACUGCUUGGGAAGUCUAUAAAUGAAUUCAUCAAGUGUGACUCAUCUAAGUGUUUUUUAUAUUUAAUUUUUGAACAGUGCAUCUUAUUUUUAUUCUCAAUGUUGAAGAAUCCCUCCAUCGGCGAAAUGGCCGUGAACAUGGCCAAUAUAUCUGAGUUAGCAAGUCUUCACAUUCCUACUACUCAGUCUCAUGCAGACUGUGAACAAUGUCGUGUGUACUUUGUAGACAUAAAGACUCAUCAGCUGUAUACACAGCCACCACAAGAGCAAAGAUUUGCGUGUAAUCAAUGUGAUAAAAGUUUUACACGUAAAGACAAACUUGGCAACCACUUAAGGAUGCACUCUGGUGAGUGCCCUCAUGUCUGUAGCCACUGUAACAAAGCCUUUGCCCGUAAAGAUCAGCUCAAUGCACAUAUUCGCAUACACACAGGUGAACGUCCUUAUGUUUGUAAUUUGUGUAGUAAGGGUUAUACAAGAAAAGACAAGCUUGGGGCUCAUAUGUAUGUGCAUACAGGUUUGCACCCUUACCAUUGUCAACAUUGUGGAAAAGGGUUUGCCUGGAAAGAUAAACUUACAAACCAUAUUAGGAUACACACAGGCGAGCGUCCAUUUGUAUGUAAAUAUUGUCCCAAAACCUUUGCCCAGAAUGAUAAAUUGACAACUCAUAUACGAAUUCACACAGGUGAGCGACCCUAUGUUUGUAAACAUUGUGGCAAAGCUUUUGCCCGCAAAGACAAAUUGGGUGCUCAUCUGUGUAUUCAUACGGGAGAACAUCCAUAUAAUUGUCAGCAUUGUGGGAAAGGCUUUGCAUGGAAGGACAAGUUAACCAACCAUAUACGCAUACAUACGGGCGAGCGUCCAUUCGUAUGCAAACAUUGUGCUAAAGCGUUUGCACAGAAAGACAAAUUGACUGUCCACGUGCGCAUUCACACGGGAGAGAGGCCUUUUGUUUGCAAACACUGUGGCAAAGCUUUUGCUCGAAACGAUAAGCUAACAGCCCACGUGCGUAUGCAUACAGGUGAGAGGCCGUACGUGUGCACCACUUGUGGCAAGGCUUUUGCAAUGAAAAAUAAACUAAACACUCACAUGCGAAUUCAUACGGGAAAGCAUCCAUAUACAUGUAAUCAGUGUGGUAAAGGGUUCAAUAGGAAAGAUAAACUUAAUGCUCAUUUGCUAAUUCAUCUUGGGGGGAGCUCUUGUGCAGCAGCUUUCGUUGCAAAACCACUUCUUGCUAAGAUGCCAGACCUCACAUUACCAGGACCACCAACAAUGAUCCCUCAGCCGGUAUCAGUACCAGUUCCAGUACCCGUUACAAUGCCAGUACCAGUUACAAUGCCAGAUACAAAACCAAUGAUAGCUGUUACCGCUCCCCAACAUCCAGAGGUUGAGUUCAAAAGAAUACAAGACUUGAUUAUAAAAAAACUAAUUACAGUUUUCAGUUUAUCUUUAGAAAAAAAAAAAAAAAUCAAACUUCUAAUUGACAAUGGAAGAAUAAGAUUCUUCUGUGAAAAUUUCCAAUUGAAGAACUGCUUAAUAAUGGCCAAUGUUGUGAAUUUAAAUAUACCAUCUUGCCAACCUCACAAUAUAUGCCAGCACUGUCAUAUUUAUUUUGUUGAUGUGAAACCGGAACAUUACAAUGUCAAUAAUCAUAAUCCAGAAGUUAAAAGUCUAUUUCCUUGCACAUACUGUCAAAAAAGUUUUACUCGAAAAGAUAAAUUGAAUGAUCACAUAAAGAUACAUACUGGGGAAAGUCCACAUAUUUGUACUUAUUGUGGUAAAAAUUUCACUCGGAAAGAUAAAUUAACUGCUCAUAUUCGUAUACAUACAGGAGAAUGUCCUUAUGUUUGCACACAAUGUGGGAAGGGAUUUACCCGAAAAGAUAAGUUGGUAGCUCAUACAUAUAUUCAUACUGGUUUGCAUCCAUUUACUUGCCCACACUGUAGUAAAGGAUUUGCUUGGAAGGACAAACUGACAAACCACAUAAGAACCCACACUGGAGAACGUCCCUUUGUUUGCAAGCAUUGUGGUAAGGCAUUUGCUCAGAAUGAUAAAUUAACUGUACAUAUUAGAAUUCAUACAGGUGAAAGACCUUAUGUUUGCAAGCAUUGUGGUAAAGCAUUUGCUCGUAAUGAUAAACUGACUGCUCAUGUGCGUAUACAUACAGGAGAAUGUCCAUUUGUAUGUAAAACUUGUGGCAAAGCUUUCGCUAGAAAUGAUAAGCUAACAUCCCAUUCCUAUACUCAUACUGGAAAAUAUCCUUAUAACUGUCCUCACUGUGGUAAGGGUUUUGUAUGGAAAGAUAAACUCACUAAUCAUGUGCGGGUACAUACUGGUGAACGUCCAUUCGUUUGUAAGCACUGUGGUAAGGCAUAUGCACAAAAAGAUAAACUCACAGUUCACAUUCGAAGUCAUACUGGAGAAAGACCAUUUGUUUGCAAACACUGUGGGAAAGCAUUUGCACGUAAUGACAAACUCACCGCUCAUAUUCGUAUUCACACUGGAGAGCGUCCAUAUAUUUGCAGCCACUGCUCAAAAGCAUUCACUACUAAAGGCAAAUUAAAUAUUCAUAUGAGAACUCAUGAAGGAAAGUUACCCUAUGUCUGCACACAGUGUGGUAAGAAUUUUAAUAGUAAAGAGAAGUUAAGUGCUCAUCUAUUGAUUCAUCUUGGAAGUGCAAGUUGUGCUUCAUUGAUCGUUCAACCAUUAAUGGGGAAAAAUAUGGCUGUUUAAAGUAGUCUGCUAGUGUGUAUUGAAGUCAACUGCUGUAAAAAUUUCCACAUUGCAUUAAGAAACCUUAAUUUUUUUAGAGUGAAAAGAUACAAAUUUUUCUUCUUGGGACCUAUUUCAUGUGUGUUAUAAUAUGUAAAUCGGAAAUGUACUUAAAGCACUUGCAUUGAAUAAAUACUGUAAAUAAGUGAAUAUUUUCUUUAGUGAGACGAACAUUUUCUGAUUCUCUCUUUCCUUCUGAAAUAUUUGGUUAUUAAUUAGCCUGCGACUUAUUGAAUUAAAUAGAUUGAUUUGAUUUAAAAAAAUAAACAAGGUAGAUAUUAAAUAGCUAGAACAUAUUAUCUUUGUCGUGAACUGAAGAAGGAUGAAUAUUGCAGACAUCCAAACAAAUAAAAAAAAAAAGAUAUUAGUUAUUAAAUUUUGAAAC
Messenger RNA from Argiope bruennichi, 5588 nucleotides. RefSeq names its product zinc finger protein 721-like. The record is from RefSeq and is a predicted model, not a curated record. The transcript has 9 exons. The coding region runs from base 950 to 5164 and encodes 1404 amino acids. Gene Ontology annotation, biological process: regulation of transcription by RNA polymerase II. NCBI's taxonomy places the organism in Eukaryota, Metazoa, Arthropoda, Arachnida, Araneae, Araneidae. Gene Ontology annotation, molecular function: RNA polymerase II cis-regulatory region sequence-specific DNA binding; DNA-binding transcription factor activity.